Lipotes vexillifer (Yangtze River dolphin) is the source of this 948-nucleotide messenger RNA. RefSeq names its product 2-oxoglutarate and iron dependent oxygenase domain containing 3 (gene OGFOD3). Gene Ontology annotation, molecular function: iron ion binding; oxidoreductase activity, acting on paired donors, with incorporation or reduction of molecular oxygen; L-ascorbic acid binding. The coding region runs from base 1 to 948 and encodes 315 amino acids. The record is from RefSeq and is a predicted model, not a curated record. Gene Ontology annotation, cellular component: membrane. The transcript is spliced from 9 exons. NCBI's taxonomy places the organism in Eukaryota, Metazoa, Chordata, Mammalia, Artiodactyla, Lipotidae.
AUGGCACCUCAGAGGAGGGGCGCUCCCAAGGUGCCCGAGGGCAACCGGGAGGCGGACCGCCGGCGCCCGAGCAGCACCAAGAGUGUCCGGGCGUCUCAGGAUGUGUGUAAGAAGUGGCUGAGAGUUGCUGUCCUGGGGGCCUGCACCGUGCUCGUCGCGCUCCUGCUCUGGGGCAGUCUGCGGGGUGAUGACAGGAUCACUGAGGUCCUAGCUCAUCGAAGUGAGGUCCUGCCAGGCAGGUUCAUCGAGGUGCCCUGCUCCGAGGACUAUGACAGUCACCGAAGGUUUGAAGGCUGCUCCCCGAGGAAGUGUGGCCGGGGCGUCAGCGAUGCCAUCAUCACCAGGGACGAAGCCCUGAGGAUUCGCAGCAUAGCUGAGAAGGGGCUGUCCCUAGGAGGAUCAGACGGAGGGGCGUCUAUCCUGGACCUGCACUCGGGGGCCUUGUCUGUCGGGAAGCACUUUGUGAACCUGUACAGAUACUUUGGGGAUAAAAUACAAACUGUCUUCUCAGAAGAGGACUUCCAGUUGUACCGGGACCUGCGGCAGAAGGUGCAGCCGGCAGUCGCCCAGGCGUUUGGCAUCAGUGCGUCCUUGCUGCACCUGACGAAGCCCACCUUCUUCUCCCGCAUCAACAGCACGGCGGCCCGCACGGCGCAUGACGAGUACUGGCACGCGCACGUGGACAAGGUGACCUACGGCUCCUUCGACUACACAUCGCUGCUGUACCUCUCCGACUACCUGGAUGACUUCGGUGGCGGGCGGUUUGUGUUCAUGGAGGAGGGGGCCAACAAGACGGUGGAGCCGAGAGCAGGUCGGGUGUCAUUCUUCAGCUCGGGGUCCGAGAACCUGCACCGGGUGGAGAAGGUUCACUGGGGCACCCGCUACGCCAUCACCAUCGCCUUCACCUGCGACCCCGACCAUGGCAUCGCGGACCCAACGCUCACGUAG